Solanum verrucosum is the source of this 840-nucleotide messenger RNA. RefSeq lists its product as uncharacterized. The record is from RefSeq and is a predicted model, not a curated record. Bases 1 to 840 code for a protein of 279 amino acids. The transcript has a single exon. Lineage: Eukaryota; Viridiplantae; Streptophyta; Magnoliopsida; Solanales; Solanaceae.
AUGGAGCAACCCAAGCAACAAUCUGGAAACAUGAGUGUGGAGGUGAUGCUGAAAAAGAUUAUGGCUAACUUAGCCCAGUUAGCUGCUGAUGUGAGAAAUAAUCAAUUAGCUACACAGAAUCUGGAGAAGCAAUUUGGGCAGUUUCCUAGUUCCCAAAAUUCACGAUCGCAAGGAGGUUUGCCUGGAAACACUGACCCAAAUCCUAAACAGGUGAAUGCAGUAAGUACAUGCAGUGGUUUGCAAUUGGAGGAGUUAGCUCCUAAGAAAAGAGACACUGAAGUUAUACACAAAGAGAGUGAACCUAAAGAGGGUGAGCUUAAGGAGAAUGAAGUAGUUGCACCGGAAGAAAGAGUGCAACCAACAGUGAGACCACCUCCUCCAUUUCCUCAGAAGUUCAAGAAACAAAAGGAGGACGAAUGUUUUGGUAAGUUUCUCUCUCUCUUGAAACAAGUUCACAUUAACUUUCCAUUGGUAGAUGUUUUGCAGGGUAUACCCAGGUAUGCGAAGUAUGUGAAUGAGACCGUAGCAAAAAAAAUGAGGCUGACAAAGUAUGAGAUUGUGGCACUUACUGAAGAGUGCAACUCCAAAAUUCAGAACAAGCUGCCUAUUAAACUAAAACAUCCGGAUAGUUUUACUGUGCAGAUUACUAUAGGGCAAAGCAUUCAUGCUCGAGGAUUGUGUGAUCUAGGAGCGAGUAUAAAUUUGAUGCCAACUUCUCUGUACAAAAAGUUGGGGUUGGGUAGUCCUAAACCAACUACCAUAAUUUUGCAGUUGGCGGAUAGAUCUGUAGCUAGACUUGAGGGUGUUGCGGAAUAUGUGUUAGUGCAAGUGGAACUCUGA